Molecule: messenger RNA, 1137 nt
Organism: Salvia miltiorrhiza (redroot sage)
Lineage: Eukaryota; Viridiplantae; Streptophyta; Magnoliopsida; Lamiales; Lamiaceae
Product: DAG protein, chloroplastic-like
Exons: 5
Coding region: 195-866 (223 amino acids)
Biological process (GO): chloroplast RNA modification; cytidine to uridine editing
Cellular component (GO): chloroplast
Source: RefSeq, a predicted model, not a curated record
AAUUUUCUAAACUACCACACGGAUGUAAACGAUACUUUGAUGGGCCUAGAAGAAAAAUACCAUCCACCAAAAAUAACACUAACCCACAAAGUAACUGAGAAAAAAAAAAAAAAAAAAGUUGUCCCAUUGCAGGCAGAUUCUUAAAUCUUAUCAUCUUCUCCAUCGCUGACACUACCAUCCCGACCAAGAAAGACAUGGCAACUUUGAAUCUCUCUUUCUUUUCCAAAACCCUAAACCCUAUUUCCCAAACCCUAACCCCUAAUCUUUCAUACCCGUCCACACUAUCCAUAUCGUUCCUUCGCCCGUACCCAACCAAAUCAACAACUGCCGCUUUGCCGGCCGUCAGAGCUUUGACCGAUGGCGAAUACUCCACCAAAAGGAACAGCGGCGGUGAAGAAAGGGAAACGAUAUUGUUACCGGGAUGUGACUAUAAUCACUGGCUUAUCGUCAUGGAAUUCCCCAAAGACCCUGCUCCCACCAGGGACCAGAUGAUUGACACUUACCUCAACACUCUCGCUACCGUUCUUGGCAGCAUGGAAGAAGCAAAGAAGAAUAUGUAUGCCUUUAGUACCACGACUUACACUGGUUUUCAAUGCACUGUAUCUGAAGAAACAUCUGAGAAAUUCAAGGGCCUACCUGGUGUUUUGUGGGUCUUGCCUGAUUCAUAUAUCGAUGUUAAGAACAAGGAUUAUGGAGGUGAUAAGUACGUAAAUGGAGAGAUAAUUCCCUGUGAGUACCCAACUUAUCAACCAAAGCAGGCUAGAAGUUCGAAAUUUAAGAGCAAAGCUUAUGUAAGAAAGAGAGAUGGCCCUCCUGCUGAACAAAGAAAGCCAAGACAAGAAGCAGCACCGGAAUCAGCUUCCUAAUGAACUUUUCCGAGGUUGCAAAUUGCUAUGCACGGAUGCUGUUCUAUCAUUUAUAGCUUGGACUGGAGCUUAGUUUUCACAAGAUGAGAGCUUUGUUUAAGUUACGAUCCUUACAUUUCAAAUCUCAAGGUAGUUAUGAGGCUGCUCGCCAGUUUUCAGUACAUGUAUCCAGCUGAACAGCUGUGUUAGGACUGUGACCAGUGCUAUGAGUAUGUAGUUAAAACUCGUUAGUCAUGAUUCUAUUAUCAAAUGGCUUGUGUUGCUUCUCUAA